GCAAUAUGUUAUAGCUAACCUCGAGUUUUUCUCCCGAUGAUACGUACAAUUUCAAGUGAUAAGUUGCUAAACAUACAGGGAAUAUGUUUUUAUUGCUGACAUUAUUUGUGAUCUAUCUCACAGGUGUAUGCGAUGGAGCAGCAUGCAUUCCUGUUGUUUGCGAGGACAACCCCGUCUUAGCCUGUGGGAAGGGACAACGAUUGGUUCACGGCCCCCAAGCCAAAAUUAUCACCUGUCAGUCAGACGAUGAAUGUCUCGUGAGCGUCAAUAUUGACAUCAUUGCAGGCCAUUUUCUCCACUGCUUAAGCAGUAGUUUAUGUAUCGUCGACUUUGACAGAAUCAAGCGUUAUAUACCCAAGAAUAUAACCGGAAUAAGGAUGCAAGGAGAUGCUUUGGAUGAUAAUACAAUCGGAAUAGGUUUAAGGAACUUAUCUUGUUCUUUAAGGCAUGUGAAUACCCUUAGACUAAAGCUGUUGAACUGUUCGUGUCUUCCAGACAAGGGGUUUUCGUUCUUCGACAUUUACAACAAACCAAAUAUUCGGAAUGUAAACAGCGAUUUUCUAUUGGGCUAUAAGCUUCAAUCCAAAACAACUGGAACUGACGACUUCAGAAUCUGCAGUGUAACGGCGUCAACCGGAAUAUUCUCCGAAGUAGCUGUCGUACAAUCUUUUGUUGGGAAGGAAGACGUAAAGAUAAAAAGCAAAGAGGUGGGCUGUGUCUGUCUAUCCCACAAUACAUUUUACACUUACAAGAAAAUCGGUAAUUCAACAACCGGAACUCUCACUUUAGAGAUACCUCCUAGAAAUGUGUUGCAAAAAAAUAAGGCUUUUCAAAUUCUUUUGUGGAUCAAGGUGACAAAAAGCACAAUAGUCUCUAUGAAAUGUAAAGGGAGAAAACGUGAAAGGCUUAAAGGGUCGUCAUGCACACCUUUAAUUGUUAAAUCUUUAACACUGACCACGCCUAUACCGGAGACAGACCCGGAGGAUUCUUUUGCAGGUUCUCCCAUCAACCCGAUUACACAAGCGGUCGAGAUUUCUGUUGUUGCUGGUGUUGUAUUAAUUGUAGUGGUUACCUGCAGUAUCGCCAGUGCUGUUGUUUACACGAGACGUUACAAACGGAAGUUGGGGGAACCUCAGUAUGACACACUAGGAAGUACGGUCUCAUCAUCGCAUUACACUAUCCCCAGUUUGUCUGGAGGGGGACACGAAACACUUCCACGACACACACAAACCACGACCUACACAAACAGCGCAUAUGGAGGAAACCAGAUUGACGAAUUGGGAAGGCCCCCCAUACUGACUCCAAUUCUACCAAGUCAAAUCAGGAAAUCGCCGGCGAUAGCGACCUUGUCUGAUAAUUCUGCUGGAUAUUCGCACGCAUUUGAUCACCUGCCUGGAAUCCAAGGUCACCAUCAAAGACCCAAUUUAAGUGACUCGGGCUCGUCCUCCAAACCAAACUACGUUUCAUUUUCAAAUAUUUAACAAUAAAUUUCAGAAUAUGCG
Messenger RNA from Magallana angulata, 1502 nucleotides. RefSeq lists its product as uncharacterized. The transcript is spliced from 7 exons. Lineage: Eukaryota; Metazoa; Mollusca; Bivalvia; Ostreida; Ostreidae. Bases 84 to 1481 code for a protein of 465 amino acids. The record is from RefSeq and is a predicted model, not a curated record.